Messenger RNA from Phalacrocorax carbo (great cormorant), 1137 nucleotides. Lineage: Eukaryota; Metazoa; Chordata; Aves; Suliformes; Phalacrocoracidae. The record is from RefSeq and is a predicted model, not a curated record.
CGGGUGGGGGGGGGGGUAACAGUUUGGGGGGCGGGUGGAGGGGGGGGGGGGCAGCGCCGGGGACCCCCGUGUCCCGCCCCCUCCCCCCGGGCCCGGUGCCCUCGGGGCCCCCCCGGGCUGGGGGGGGAGGGGUGUCCCCGGUGCCGACGUCCCUCCGCGCCCCCCCUCGGCCCCCCCCCCCCGCCGCCGCUGCUGCUGCGUCACGGGCGCGCGCUGCCGCCGCCGGCCCGGCCCGGCCGCUCGGCCCCGGUAAGGGGGGGCCGCACCCCGGGACCCCCCCCCGGGCACCCCCCCAGCCCACCGCCCCCGGACGGGACCCCCCCGCUGCUGCGCACCCAGGAUGUGAUGGCGAGCGAAACGGGGGCCCCCCCCAACCGCCCCCCCCCCCCCGCUGCCCCCCCCCCGGCCCCCCCAAACCCCCCCCGCUUUUGGGAGGGUCAGGACGUCCUGGCCCGCUGGACCGACGGCCUCCUCUACCUCGGCACCAUCAAAAAGGUGGACGCGGGGCGCCGGGGCUGCCUGGUGCAAUUCGAGGAUAACUCCCAAUUCCUCGUCCUCUGGAAGGACAUCAGCCCCGCAGCGGUGCCGGGCGAGGACCAAUCCUGCUGCGUCUGCUCCGGCCGAGCCCUGAACCCCGAAAACCUCUUAGUUCGCUGCGAGAAAUGCGGCCACGCCUACCACCAGCAGUGCCACCUCCCCGCCGCCCGCCCCGCCGGCCCCUGGAUGUGUCGCCGCUGCGUCUUCGCCGUCGCCACCAAGAAAGGGGGGGCCCUCAAGAAGGGCCCCCACGCCAAGGCGAUGCUCAGCAUGAAAGCCGUCCUCCCCUACCAGCUGAAGACCCUGGAGUGGGACCCUCCCCACCUCGCCAACCGCCAGCAGUGCUACUGCUAUUGCGGGGGGCCCGGAGAGUGGAACCUGAAGAUGCUGCAGUGCCGGGGCUGCGGGCAGUGGUUCCACGAAGCCUGCACCCAGUGCCUGAGCAAACCCCUCCUCUACGGGGACCGGUUUUACGUCUUCGAAUGCUGCGUCUGCACCGGCGGCGCCGAGAGCGUCCGGCGGCUGCCGCUGCGGUGGUGAGGGGGGGGGCGCGGGGGGGGCGCGGGGGGCCCCCCCCACACACACCCAGCCCGCACCCCC